Doryrhamphus excisus (bluestripe pipefish) is the source of this 4921-nucleotide messenger RNA. The record is from RefSeq and is a predicted model, not a curated record. Lineage: Eukaryota; Metazoa; Chordata; Actinopteri; Syngnathiformes; Syngnathidae.
GACCAUUCUAUUAUUCCCCGCAGUGGACUUCAUUGAAUAUUCUGUUGUUAGCUGGAGGUCAAAACUUCAACCGAGCGACACAAAUCAGCUCCAUUGACAUCAACCUUGCAGUGGUGGAGCGAAACCUAUCUGUCCCUUUAAAAGUAUGCCGUUUUAGCGGUGGGAUUAUCUGGACUCAGUGGACAAGUCCGUGGAGGCAGAAGGGAAGAGAGAGGGAGGGAGACUAGGGAGAAGGGGGGGAAAGUCGAGUAGGAAAGGAGGAAUCAUGGCGGCACCGCUUGGACGGGACACCCUACCCGACCACUGGUCUUACGGAGUUUGUAGGGAUGGCCGCGUGUUUUUUAUAAACGACAAAACUCGCGGCACUACUUGGCUUCACCCGCGCACUCGCGAGCCUGUUAAUUCCGGACACAUGAUACGUUCAGAUUUACCAAGAGGAUGGGAAGAGGGCUUCACGGACGAGGGAGCAAGCUACUUCAUCAACCACAACCUGAGGUGUACAUCAUUCCGACACCCUAUUACCGGGCAGAUUUCACAGGAAAACACAGAAUACAUGCUUGAGGACAAGUUUGAGUCCUCUAUGUCUAAUCAUAGAUCUCCAGGUAUGGUCACAGAGUCCACCAAGACUGUGACCACAGCAGCAAUGGAGGCGUCCUUGGGGUCAAAGGGAUCCAGAGGUUCAAGCAAAUGUCAUAGUUUUGGCAAGAGGGAUCAAGCUAUUAAACGGAACCUCAACAUCCCCGUUGUAGUGAGGGGUUGGCUGUAUAAACAGGACAGUUCUGGAAUGCGACUGUGGAAAAGAAAGUGGUUUGUUUUGUCCGACUUCUGCUUGUUUUACUACAAAGACAGCCGUGAAGAGACGGUCCUCGGGAGCAUUCCUCUGCCCAGUUACGUCAUCUCACAAGUUGCACCUGAGGACCACAUUAACCGCAAAUAUGCUUUCAAGGCGAGCCAUACAGGAAUGCGCUCCUACAUUUACAAUAAGAACUCUGUAAUUGGCUCACAGGCAGAACACAGCGGGAUGCGGACAUAUUUCUUCAGUGCGGACACACAGGAGGACAUGAAUGGCUGGAUCCGGGCCAUGAACCAAGCGGCGCUGAUGCAGCACACUCAUGCCUUUAAGAGAGAGAUGGAAAGACCAGAUGAGAACCCACAUCCGACACCUCCACAGACCAAUCAUGUCAACCACAACAUUUCUCAGACUGAAGCUUUUCUCAGGAUAGACAGGGAACACCUGCGUGAUGAUGGUAGCCGACUGGCUCCCGGAGAUGAGGGGAGGUACGUGCUGGAGGUCCAAGGAAGGUCUAGGCUCUCUCCGAACUCGGUCGACGUUGCCGCUCAAAGGAAUGGCCAUCACAGUACACCGCAAGGGCAAACUCCUUUGGAAAAGAACGGGAAUCUGGUGUACCAGAGGGGGUGUGACACAGAAAAACAUUCACAGAGGAAGAAUACGCUGGCCCAGGUGGAGCACUGGGUCAAAGUUCAGAAAGGUGAUCCGCCAAAGAGUGCUCCCUCUGCAGAAUACAACCUCCCACGACGAACUCCUCCCUUGAAGGUGAAAGUCAGCACAGCAGAUGCCUCCUGCCAGUCAUUACCAAAGUCUCCUCACCUCCCAUCUGGCAGCAACUCUCCCUCCGCCACCUGUAACCUGCCCAGCGACUACAAAUACGCCCACGACCGACUGAGCCACUUCCGCAUGUCCACAGACGAGCGCAUGGCCACCAAGGAGGGAAUGGUGUGGCAGCUGUACGAGUGGCAGCAAAGGCAGCAGUUCCGACAUGGCAGCCCGACAGCGCCCGUGCACACAGGGCCCAAAUUCACUGACUCCUCAUCUUUCACCGUCACCGUGGAGAUGCCUCGCUCCAUCUCUGUGCCGCCGUCUCCCUGUGAGGUCCCACCAUCAGUCUCCCCAUCUUUUAAACCAUUGUCCCCCCGCAGGCCACACACCCCAUCAGGCAGGCGGACAGUCAUGCCUCUGGAUGAUUUAUCAAGUGUGGACAACACAGGAGCAUCCUCGCCCGGACGCAUCUGUACUCGCCUUUCUCAGACCUCCCAGAUAGAGAGAAGGUCCAUGCCAUCUAUGGGAUACAUCACACACACUGUCAGUGCACCCAGCCUGCAUGGCAAAACGCCAGAGGAGCUGACCCUGCUCCUCAUUCAGCUCCGGAGGCACCAGGCCAAGAUGGCUGGUGUGCAAAGUCCCAGUGAUGUGUUCGCUCAUCUGCGGCAUCAGCAGCACAACGGCCUCCUAGGCCCCAGCAUGCAGGCUGAUGAUACUUACAUACAACUGAAGAAGGACCUGGAGUAUCUAGAUCUGAAGAUCCAAAGUAAUGAGCCGCUGAUUGUUUCAGUUCACAGCGGGUUUGAAAACUCUUCUCCAGGUUUUGGAUUCUGUUGCAAUGUUACAGGACGGGAGAGCCACAGGAAAGAAGCACUGAGGCCUGUGAAGAUAGCCGAAAGUGAUGCUGAUGUGAAAUUAAGCCGACUGUGUGAACAAGACAAGAUCCUUCAGGAGCUAGAAGCCAAGAUACGCACUUUGAAGGAAGAUAAGGACAAGCUGGAGUCAGUACUGGAUGUGUCCCACCAGCAGAUGGAACAGUACAGAGAUCAGCCAGCCCAUAUGGAGAAAAUUGCCUACCAGCAAAAACUACUGCAGGAGGAUGUGGUGCACAUCAGGGCGGAAAUAUCCCAAGUGUCCACAGAGAUGGAGAAUGCAUGGAAUGAGUACAUUAGGCUGGAGAAAGAUGUGGACUGGCUUAAAUCAGCCCUACAAGGACAGAUGACCCGCACUGACCUUUCUCAGCAAGAGAAAGUCCAGAUGAGAAAAGAACUUUGGAGGGUUGAGGACGUCAUUGCAGGUCUCAGCAGCAGUAAAGCCAACUACAAAGUCACUAUCUCCUCUGUGACCAACCCAGAGAGGAAAUUCGUGCCUUCAGUGUCGGCGUCGUCAGUGCCUUCAGGGACUGGAAGUCCGUCUGCUAUGGAGAUGAGAUUGUCCCAGCAGCAGCACAGCCCCCACCUCAGUCCCAAUAGCCACAAUGCUACAACACCUAUGCUAUCCCCCAGUCAUCAGCCCUCACCCCACAACUCAAGCAGCACUACUGGACCUAAACGUCCUGAGGAAGACGUGCCUCCAAGACCACCUUUACCUCAAGUCUACAGUCCCGAUGAGCACCCUCCUGCUGUGCCCCCGCUACCCAGGGAGACCACAGUCAUCAGACACACCUCAGUGCGCGGCCUCAAGCGACAGUCUGAUGAACGGAAGCGGGACAGAGAGAUAGGCCAGUAUACCAAUGGAGACGUUAAGAUGGAGCUCAGGCCUUUCCUCAGUGACCCUGAGCUUGUGGGUGUGGGAGAUGGCUUCAGCGUCAGCAGUGUGACAGCAUCAGGACACCAUGGAGGUUAUCAGACAUUGCCUAGCAGAGGAGUAGCUGCCUCUUCCCUCAGACUGAAUCAGUCCUCCAGCAUCUCAUCAUACGUGACCCUAAGAAGAGCAACUUCAGCUCCUGCUGUCAAGGAGAGACCAAAAAGUGCCUUGGAGCGUCUCUACUCUGGGGAGGCGGUGCCUCAGCGUGGGAGGAUGAGCGCUGACGAGCAGCUAGAGAGGAUGAAGAGGCACCAGAAGGCUCUGCUGCGACAACGCAAACGCACCUUAAGCCACGGAGACCGCCACGCCUCCCCAUCCUCACGCUCCUCCUCCUCGGCCUCCUCACGCCCUCUCUCGGCGGACUUUGGUUCUUGGAGGAGAGAGCAGGAGUUUGACCUGCAGCUGUUGGAGAGAGCCGUGCAAGGGGAGGAGGCUCAGGGAGUGAGAAGCGUCCAGGGGGAGGAGAGGCCCCCCGAGCACAAAGAGAGACCCCGAUCGCAUUCUGACGAAUGGCUGACCUUCCGCUCGGUGACCGUGACGCCCCCAGCAACAAGCGACGCUGAACUGGAACCAUUAGACUAUGACAAGGACUUAAUUAAAGAGCUGUCUAAGCCUCAGAAGGUCAUGAUUCCGGAGCGAUAUAUGGAUUUGGAACCAGAGCAGCCCCUGAGUCCUGAGGAGAUGGAGGACCGUCAUCGAAAGGUGGAACGGAUCAAGAACAUCUUGGCAAAGUCCAGUAUUCAAAACCUGGCCCCACCACUGUCUGCAGACAAGUCGGAGGUGAGCUUGCUGUCGCUUGAUUCUGUUCUACAGGAACAGGAAAGGAUCAUCACCAUGUCCUACAUGCUGGCCUCAGAGGCCUCCCUCAAAAGCAAGCGUGUCGCAGUUCCAUCACAGGCUAACAGCCCUGUCCCAUCUCCUCCUGAUCCUCUUCCUCCUCCACCACCUCCUCCUCCUCUACCUCCUGUAUCUCUGGCACCUUCCUCUUCCCCAAUAAGCAAUGGGAUUCACUACACAUUUGUCUAAUCCAAGAUGAAAACUCAAGCAAUUUCUGGACAUUGAGAUGCUUGACAACAAUGCAAAGAAACAUCGGGAUUGUACAAGAGAUUUUAUUUUAUCAUGGAUCCAUUUCUAUACAGCAGUAGAAGAAUGUAGUAAAUAUUUAACCUGCUUGUGCAACAGCAACAACUUUUUGAAGGGAUGCGUUGCUUCUGAAAGAAAACAGACUGCCGCACUAAACUAUGGAACUAAUCAGAAAGUUAUUUUCUAUAUAUAUAUAUCUGAUAUUGCACUUUGAGCUGUACACUGUAAAAAAUGGCAAGAAUUGAGAUAUUUUUUACAGUAUGACUGAACUGCUUUGUGAUUUUAUGGAGAACAUUUCUCUUAUUUGUUGUUUUUCCAUGAACAAACUGGAUAUAUCAUAUAACAUUUUUUUCAACCAAUAUGAUUUGUUUUUACACCAAACCACUUGAAAUAUCAUAUAUUGGGUAGCACUACAAGUCUCCUGUUUGCUUCCAUCCAGACUGAAUAACACUGAAUGAUGAUUUCUGCACA